Molecule: messenger RNA, 978 nt
Organism: Psylliodes chrysocephalus
Lineage: Eukaryota; Metazoa; Arthropoda; Insecta; Coleoptera; Chrysomelidae
Source: the annotation of a GenBank genome assembly
CUUUAUUUGAAAGUACUUAAAUUCUAUUUAAAUGGUAAAAAUUAUUAUUUUUGAAUAACGAUACUGAUAUAGUGUUUAUUUAAAAUUAGAAUAUGCCAGGCAGACGUUGUGCAGUAGCCGUUUGUAAAAACAGUCGUGUGAAAACGAAAUUAGUGAAUCCAGAUAUAAAAUAUCAUGAGUUUCCAUUUGGGAACGAUUUAGUUUUACAAGAGUGGAUUCGGAGUUGCCGAAGAGCAGAUGAAUGGAAUCCCGCAACUAGCCAAAUUUGUUCGGUCCAUUUUACAAGCGGUGAUUAUGAACGGGAUCUUGAGCAUGAGUUAUUGGGUUUACCAGUAAGGAGACAUUUAAAGAAAAGUGCUGUCCCUACUUUACUCCUUGGACAUAAAGGAGAGAGUGCCGAUAAAGCUUUAAAAAUGAAAGAACAGAAAAGUGGAAUAUCACAAAGAAGACCAGGGCCACGUAGCCGAACUCAAACAGAUUUUCCAAUUAAUGAAAACAGUAUUGGAACUGAAAACUGGGAACAAAAGUAUAACGAGCUUAAAGAAGCAUUUGAAAAUAUUAAAAAAGAAAAAUCUACUAUGUCUAAACAAGUAAAACAAUUAAAUUUGCAAUUAAAAUUUUAUAAGUGUAAGUAUCAGACACUAUUGAAACGUAAACGAUAAGAAAAAUAUUUUUUACUAAAAAUCAAAUGGUCUAGUUAACAAAUAAAAAGAAAGUGAUAUCUGAAGACUGGUCUAAAAAAAUAAUAUGAAUUGUGAAUGAUCAGGAAUGACAUUAGUUGAUGAUAUGAUAGAAAGGUAUCCAACCUUAUUUGAAUAAAAAUAUUCUGAGCUAACAGCCUUUAAUCACACAUCCUACAUAUAAUGUACUAACAUACUCAACCAAAAUUGCCUGGAGAACUUUGCACAUAGAGAAGGAUCAUAUAUAAUUAUCCGUAUGCUAUUUAUUCCUCUCUAUUGAUGCAUUUGUGGAAAAAUU